UGUUGAUUGUGUGUGUGUUAGUGUAAUUGCUGCUGCUAUGCCUCUGGCCGUGCGGGGACUUCUCGGGGUCUCUGUCCGCUGCUGCAGUCACUUUCACCGCCUGGUGCCCAGGAGCCGGAGCCGCUGGGGCUCCGCAGCUCGACUGUACAGCAAUAAAUCCAAAGAGGUUGAGAAGUUGGUGAUUUGUGUUGAAGGGAAUAUUGCGAGUGGGAAGACGACUUGCCUGGAGUACUUUGCAAACUCGUGCAACAUUGAGACCCUGACAGAGCCUGUGCCAAAGUGGAGGAAUAUUUGGAACCACAACCUGCUGGCAUUGAUGUAUGAAGAUCCCUCACGGUGGGCGAUUACUCUCCAGACCUAUGUCCAGCUCACGAUGUUGCAACAGCAUAUUCUGCCUCAGACAGUGCCGGUCCGAAUGAUCGAGAGGUCAAUUUACAGCGCAAAAUACGUCUUUGUGGAGAAUCAUUACCGAAGUUCCACUAUGCCAGCUGUGGAUUAUGCCGUGCUCACCGAGUGGUUUAAUUGGAUCGUGACGAACGUCCAUAUUCCAAUCGAUUUGAUUGUGUAUCUUCAAACCACUCCAGAGACCUGUCAGGAGAGACUGAAAUCCCGGUGUAGGACUGAAGAGAAAGUGAUUCCCUUAGAGUAUUUAGAAGCUCUUCAUCAGCUUUAUGAAGACUGGCUAAUCAGAGAGACCUCCUUCACAGUACCUGCCCCUGUGCUGGUGAUCCCUGCAGAUCAUGAUGUUCAGAAGAUGCUGAAACAGUACGAGGACCAAAAGGAGAAGAUUCUGUAUCCCUUUUGCAAAAGAUCCUCUACAUGAAAACUACAUGUAGACUGGAGUUUUCUACAUGUAAACAUGUAUAACUGGAUGAUCAACAACUUAAACCUUUCACUUUACAGUGAAUCCUAUACAACCAAAACUGUUAGGUACAUUUGCCAUAAGCUCCAACUUAGAACAUUUUGAACCAGGUGGAACUAGUUCCAGUUGAUUUUUUUCACGGGGUGAGGGCAACCGUGGCUAGGGCAGCAUUUGCCCAUCCCAAAUUACCCACAGGGUAUCAAGUGUCAACCACAUCGCUGUGGGUCUGGAGUCACAUGUAGGCCAGACAAGGAUGGUAGAUUCCUUCAGGAAUCAGCAUUCGUUAGACUCUUAAUUCCCGAUUUUUACUGAAUUCAAAUUCCACCAUCUGCCAUGGUGGGAUCAGAACCUGGGACUCCAGAACAUUACCUGGGUCUCUGAAUUAACAGUCCAGCGAUAGUACCACUAGGCCAUCCCCUCUCCUAGAUGGUUUGAUGGUAGUUUAGUUGUGUUAUUGGAGGUUUAAUUAUGAACCCUUGUCUUGCCGACACUGCCAUUGACUGAGUUCAUGCUCCGAUUUGGCAGUGUUCUGGCUGUUACUUGUGAUUAGAAUGGUUCUCGGUCUGCUACUUUCCCAUUGCUAUUCCUUGACCUUUGGGAAUGUUACAUUCCACACUUAAUUAUAUGAUGGGACAGAGGAGGACGAUAAGUGAAUCAUGCAUUCUUUAAGUAACGUUGUUCAGUUAAGCAGCAAGCACUAUGUUUAUCAUGCUUCUUUAUUUAAAUCAACAAGAAAUGACCAAAAUAAGUCCAAUAUUUACUUAAAGUGCAAUCUGGAAUGUACAGAAAUUGGCCAUUUGGCCCAACUAAUCAGUGUUUGUUCCAUGUUUACUUUGUCCCAGUUUGUCUGUCUCCCCUUUGUGUGGGAUAAAGCUCCAUAGAUUACAAAAAUCAGACAGUUACACAAAAUCUUUAAACAAUCCCAGCAGGGUAUAAUGUGUCUUGGGUUUUGUUUUUAUGUUGUACUUUAGUCAUGAGUUUUGGAGAGAGUAUAGAAUUGAUAAGGGUUCAAAAGGCUGAAUUCUCAUAAUUUCUGCAUCUGAAUAGCUUCCUGCAACAUUCUGUGCUGUUCUGUAAACUCCUCUCCUUGGAAUGCUACCAGAGAUGAUGCAGGUACGUGCUUUGGCUGAGAUGCUGGGGAUGAGUCGGAGAAGAUGAAUCUUAAGAGGAGAUUUAAUGGAGGUGGUUAAAAUCAUACGCUGCUACAGUGGAGUAUUUAGAGCAGCAAUAUUUUCAAUGAAGAUUGGAGAAUGGCCGGGGUGGGGGAGGGAUGCACAGGAUCCAAGUGAUUGGCAAAAGAGGACAGACGGAAAAGCUUUUUAAUGCACAAAGUGGUUAGGAUUUGGAAAGCGGUGCCUUACAGUGAGAACUUGCAGCAACUUUGGAAAGAGAAUUGGAUUAAAAUGUGAAAGAGGAAAUGGAUGUAGAACAUUGGGCAAGUAAGUGAAUUGGAUGCACUGGGUUGCUUUUUAAAGCAGCCAAACGCAGAUUAGAUUUUGGACUAACAAGGGAGGCCGAGGUUAUCAGGAUAUAAGCAGCAUGCUCCUAAUGUUUGUGUUGGUGUAGCCUCCUGUAAACCUGUUUUCUCUGGCAUUCCCUUGGGUUUGAAGAUACCUUGCUUCCUGCCUGGUUCUGUGAACUCUGAGGUGGUUGAUAAUCCAGAUUCUGCUACAUGUCGGGGGAGGGGGGGUUGGUGGUGGUGUGUGUGGUGUGGCACUUGAAGGUUAGGAGAUGGAUUAUUUGUAUGUUUCCUCCGACACCUAGACUCUACCUGCUGUAUGUUCCCAACGAUUGCUCUCAAUGUGCUUGACUCCUUCCUGGAUUAACCUUUUCCUGUUUUGCCCAUCACAGCCAAGUCCUCUCAUGAGUUGGUGGGGGACGUGUGACUGACUUCUGGAAGGCUUUGAGGGGACAGCCUGAAAGAGGGGGGAGGGGUGCAGGAUGGAAAGGGAGAACAUAACUCUGGGGUGAAUGUGUAGUCAAUAUCACUGUGACCCUUCAAGAUUUAAUUGUAUUUAUGUUGUUUUAUUGUGUUAGAUAUUUGUGCUUACAAAAUUUAUUGUUACAGUUAAGAUUGUUACAUGGCCCCUGUUUUUGAAAAAAAGAACCUUUUCUCCAGGGAACAGAUUAAACAAUUGUAUUGAUCCUCAUUGACCAGUUCUGACCAGUACCUGAGCUGGAGUGGUAUCACUCUCACAGGAGAACACUGACCACUUCGUUCAUGUCCUGAUAGAUGUCUUUAACUGCACUGUGUGUUGGGACCACACUCUGUACUUUUGUAAACAUUCGUUUUAUUCUUCACACGUGUUAAAGUUAAUGGAAAAUUGUUACAUGAGCCCAGCUUUUUGCCAUAUUCUAUUUACCAUCGUUUCUUCCGUGACUCUGUGUGCUGAAAAUAAACAAUU
Messenger RNA from Hemiscyllium ocellatum (epaulette shark), 3267 nucleotides. It is a transcript of the gene tk2, whose product is annotated as thymidine kinase 2. Gene Ontology annotation, biological process: nucleobase-containing compound metabolic process. Gene Ontology annotation, cellular component: mitochondrion; cytoplasm. Bases 38 to 823 code for a protein of 261 amino acids. The transcript is spliced from 10 exons. The record is from RefSeq and is a predicted model, not a curated record. NCBI's taxonomy places the organism in Eukaryota, Metazoa, Chordata, Chondrichthyes, Orectolobiformes, Hemiscylliidae. Gene Ontology annotation, molecular function: ATP binding; deoxynucleoside kinase activity.